Molecule: messenger RNA, 1240 nt
Organism: Formica exsecta
Lineage: Eukaryota; Metazoa; Arthropoda; Insecta; Hymenoptera; Formicidae
Product: zinc finger protein interacting with ribonucleoprotein K-like
Exons: 1
Coding region: 133-939 (268 amino acids)
Biological process (GO): regulation of cytokine production; negative regulation of transcription by RNA polymerase II; regulation of immune system process
Source: RefSeq, a predicted model, not a curated record
ACAGGAAAAUCAUUGUACAAGAAAAGGUACAAAAGAGCAAAAUCACAAUCGGAACAAAAUCGAGAAAAGAAAAUCCGAGUUUUUUUUGGAAUGUGAGACACAUGUGGCGAACGUUUCAGCCAAAAAUUCAUCAUGUUAAAACACAUAAAGCAGCACAUGUAUCAGUGUCAAACUUGUUGCCAGAGUUUUAGCUUCAUGCGAGAUUUGGGGCGUCACAUCAAGAAGAUUCACGAACCUCCACCUUAUCCCUGCAGCAUUUGCGAGUUCAAGAGCAACAGUAAAUGUAUCCUAAAGGAUCACUUCAUACGAAAGCAUACCAGCGGCUUUAGAUAUACCUGCACGGUUUGCAAAAAGCAGUUUAAGAUUAAAAGCGAUUUGAAGCAACAUAUGAAUUAUGUACAUACUGGCGAAUCGUCAAACAUUUGUAGCAUCUGCGGACAUAUAUGUAAAACCACGCGUGCCAUGAAAGCGCAUAUGAAAUAUCGACACUACAAAUCGGCUUACGAGUGCAAGAUAUGCAAACGCAGUCUGACCUCGCAAAAGAAUCUGGACCAGCAUCUAAUCUGGCACCAACGGAAGAGGGAGGUUGUCUGUCCCACUUGCGGCAAGAUUUUCGGCCAGACAAGAGACUUAAAUCUUCAUUUGAAAAUCCAUCAGGGUAUCCGACCGUUCUCUUGUCCAAUCUGCGGCCAUACUUUUCACAGAAAAACCGCGCAAGAGCAACACAUAAUGAUUCACACCGGCAAGAGACCAUAUGUCUGCGACAUAUGCGAUCAAACUUUCGCACAAAGAACAGUACUUAAUAGCCAUAGAAAGCGUCAUCCUGGAUCACUGCCACCAUUACCUGUAGUAUCUAUUAAAAAAAUAAUCCAGGACUUUAUGCAAGAACUGAAAGUUUCUCUUACCCAGCAACAAGAUAAAAUAACGUCAGAUAGCUAAAUGUCAAUUCGGAAGAUUGUUUUGUCGCAUUGAUGACGAUUCGCUAUCCGAGAUUAAUUAAAUUCGUUCAUAAUAGCUGGAUUAAUCCAUGAUAAACAUUCUAAAAGUUAUGUUUUAAUUUCAGUUUCUAUGUUUAAGUUUAUAUUUUACUAUUUAUGUUUCGCGUUCACUUUUGUUGUUCAGUGAAUUUUAAAAUUCAUUGAACAUUUGUCAAUUUAUAAUCAAAUAUAUUACUAAACAUACACACACAUAUAUAUAAUUUUUUAACAACGAUAAAAAAAACAGAGAAUUUGGUUAUAUU